ACAACUUUUGAGAGCGUGGAGGUAUUGACAAAUCAUCUUGCACAGCCAACGCUGAUUCCAAAUCGCAACCUUCUCCCUCCCUUUUGCCUAGUCCAACCCGAUUUCCUCUCUCCAACGGUCGGUCGUGUGGAAUCAAUAAGAUGCUUAUACAAUCGUCGUAGAAAGAAACCCGAAAAAAAUACAUAAGUAGGCCUCGAGGCGUGCGGCGUGCUUCGUGCUUCGUGCUUCGUUGAUACCUCAUGCGAUCUCUGCUGCCGUUCUCCAAUUUGCCCCGUAUCUUCAUCGCCAUCGACUCCACUCGAGUUCAACCCUCAGCUUUCCAGUCCCUCCGUCGGCGAAGCCCUGCAACGAUAAAACCCAUGCCAUCCAUUCCCUUUCUCACCAGUCUUUUCGGCACCAGCACCAGCUCCAGCUCCAGCUCCAGCCCCAGCUCGUCCAACACCAUGUCCUAUCCCGACCAGAGAAGCUCUGACCAGUGGCGCGCCGUUCUAACCAAGGAACAAUUCAGGGUCCUCAGAGAGAAGGGUACUGAAGCCCCGUUUUCCGGGAAGUACGAUAAGUUCUUCUCCGAGUCUGGAGUCUAUACAUGUGCAGGCUGCAAUGCUCCCCUGUAUAAGGCGAACCAUAAGUUCAAGUCUGGUUGCGGGUGGCCGGCCUACUUCGACAGCAUUCCCGGUGCCGUCACGAGACACCACGACAACGCAUUUGGCAUGUCACGAACCGAGAUCUGCUGUGCCAACUGUGGAGGCCAUCUCGGCCACGUCUUCAAGGGCGAGGGUUACCCAACACCAACCGACGAGAGGCAUUGUGUCAACAGCAUCAGCUUGAAUUUUUCACCCGAAGACAAGCCAGUCCAAUGAAGCAAGUAAACACGUUAUAUUGAAGUUGAGCGAUACUAUUCGAUUUUAAAUGCGUUCCUGGGCAUCACCCAUAUCAGCCAAAUCCUUAACCGUCAAUACCGCAUCACAUCUCUCAUACGUCUCCAAGUGGCAUGGGGUGAACCUGCCCAAUUUAUAUUCAGUCCAUCUCUAUGCCUAGGCCCAGAGCGGCGUUGGAGUGCGACGUUUGCCUCAGCCAUAAUCAUGCGAGACCACGUAUUCAAAGGCCAUUUACUUCCUCCUCGUCUCCGCCAGUAUACAUUC
Durotheca rogersii is the source of this 1142-nucleotide messenger RNA. Its product is annotated as SelR-domain-containing protein. Bases 240 to 860 code for a protein of 206 amino acids. The transcript has 3 exons. Gene Ontology annotation, biological process: response to oxidative stress; protein repair. Lineage: Eukaryota; Fungi; Ascomycota; Sordariomycetes; Xylariales; Xylariaceae. The record is from RefSeq and is a predicted model, not a curated record. Gene Ontology annotation, molecular function: peptide-methionine (R)-S-oxide reductase activity.